Sarcophilus harrisii (Tasmanian devil) is the source of this 1536-nucleotide messenger RNA. RefSeq names its product outer dense fiber of sperm tails 3 like 2 (gene CIMAP1D). The coding region runs from base 1 to 1419 and encodes 472 amino acids. The record is from RefSeq and is a predicted model, not a curated record. The transcript has 6 exons. NCBI's taxonomy places the organism in Eukaryota, Metazoa, Chordata, Mammalia, Dasyuromorphia, Dasyuridae. Gene Ontology annotation, cellular component: cytoplasmic microtubule; cytoskeleton.
AUGGUGCCGCCUCCUGGGCCCGGCGCCCCCGGCUCGGGCUCGGCCCCUUCAUCCUGCGGCCCCGGGGCGCGGGGCGGCGCUCUCCCCGCUCCCGGCCAGGCCCGGCCCGGCCCGGCCCGGGCCCCGCCCGCCCGCUCGCUCUCCGCCCAGGGGCCGCGGGCCUGUCAGCGGCGGCGGGAGGCGGCGGAGGCGGCGGAGGCGGAGGCAGCGGCGGCGGCGCAGCUCCCGGGGCGGGCAGGCGGGCGGCUUCUCCGCCUCCUUAGCGACCCACUUCCGCCUGCCGCGGUUGCGUGCGCAACCACGCCGCCUCCUCCCCGCCUACAACUCCCAGCAGCCUGCGCGCCCAACUCAGGCCCGCCCUCAAUGGUUCCAAUUCCCGGCGUGCUCUGCUCCUCCGCGGGAGGGGCAUUGAGCGAGACGGUGGUGGGAUGCUACUUUGGGGCUGGCCAGAGCUGGGGCACCCAGACCCGAAAGCAGGCAACCAUGUUUCCAGAAGCGGGGAGUUUGGGGAUUGCCUCUACCAUGGGCACCCUGACCUGCGGACCCCCUCCUCCCCGGCUGCCUGGUGCUCUUUUAGCCCGAAGGGCCACCGUGUGUCAGGAGGCUGAGAAAGGCCAGAAGAAGACAUCGGGGAUCCCUAUGUGUGAGACCGCCCCACAUUCUCGGGGCUUUUGGAAUCGAAUUGAGGGGCCCCUUCAUGGGGUUGUAGGUCCGGGUCCCGACCUGUUCUGGCUUCCCUCGACCGUGGGCUAUAUCAGCCAUGACUUCACCAAGAAGGCUAGUCCUGCGUACUCCUUCCUCAGCAGGCCCUGCGACGUGCCUCGACGAGACUCCAGUCCUGGGCCCUGCUAUUUCGUGCAGCCCAACAUCACCCGCUUUGGCCGGAGCAGUGCCCCUGCCUACUCCCUGCAGUCCCGCACCAAGCCCAAAGAUCUGGAGGUGACACCUGGUCCUGGUGCCUAUAGCCCGGAGAAGGUGCCUCCCAUCAACCAACCAAGACCUCCUGCUUAUAGCCUGGGCUUGCACACUCCCCGUUGCCGCCUGGUGAACUCCAUCCCGGCCCCCAACAGCUAUACCCUGCCUUCUCUGUGGGGCUCCCAGAUCUUUACCAAACCCUGCAGUCCUAGCUAUUCAGUGUCGGGUCGAACGGCCCAGGCCCGUUUCACUGAGGAUCCAUCGCAACUCCCUGGGCCAGGUCAAUAUGAGUGCAUAGACCCAGAUGCUUAUAGGCAGCGCCGGGGGCCUGCCUAUACCAUGCUGGGACGCCCCAGUGCUCCUCGCCCCCUCUUCCAGACACCAGGGCCUGGGGCCCACAACCCUGAGCAAGUCACGGUGCACUGGACCCGGUCACCUGCUUACUCUCUGGGUAUUCGCCACUCCAAGUUCAUUACUCCUCUGGUCACAAACAGGACAGCUUGAGCAUCCUCUCAUGUCAAUCCUCCCUCUCUCUAAGCAUGACCUGUAUCACUGGGACUGGAUCCCUAGGGGAUCAGGGGCCAGGAACUGGAAGGUUCCCCUUCCAAGAAAGGAGGGGAG